Copidosoma floridanum is the source of this 759-nucleotide messenger RNA. RefSeq lists its product as uncharacterized. The record is from RefSeq and is a predicted model, not a curated record. Lineage: Eukaryota; Metazoa; Arthropoda; Insecta; Hymenoptera; Encyrtidae. Gene Ontology annotation, cellular component: membrane.
AUGAGAUCCUCGCUGCUACCGAUUCUCGUGGUUGUCCUCGCGAUCGUCUGCAGUUGCGGGCGAUCCAAGGCCCAAAUAAUUGACGCGGCGUGGAAGGGUUUCUCGGUCUCGUGCCCAAGUGAGGAGGACAGGGUUGCAAACGCCUCGGUGGCCUGUCAGGGGGUCAGACUCGUGAGGAAAAUUGUGCAGAAGAUGCUCGAGGACGUGAGGAGGAACAGGAGCCUCGAGAUCCUGGACGGGGUCAGUUUGGUUGAGACUGGCGGGGAUGGAGGGUCGUCCUCCAGAAGCGCAAGGGUACUCAAGGACUUUGGGCAGAUUGGGUCGGUUUUGGGCUUUCUGGAGAACCGAGAGCUCAGGAUUAAGCUGAGCAGCUUGAUGCCGGACAAUUUGGAGGCGGCCGUCAACGCUAGCCUUGUGUUAGCUGAUCAAGGCCGUGGGAACAAAGGUGGUGGUGGUAAAAAAGGCGACAACGGAAUGAUGAUGCUGGUGUUGAUGAUGGGCAAAAUGAUGGCUGCCAUGGGUUUUGGCGCACUUGGUCUGAUGGCGAUGAAAGCCUUGCUCUUAUCGUCGAUAGCACUGAUGCUGUCGUUGAUAGUGGCCGCGAAAAAACUGGUCAGCAAAGACGAGGAGAGCCACCACGUCGUUUACGCUCAAGAACAUCAUCGGAGGAGAAGAAGUUUGCCGUUGUCGCAAGAUGACUUGAAAAACGAGCCUUACCGGGGAUACCUGUCCUCUGCUCGGAUGUCAAAAUUAUUGUAG